Messenger RNA from Phodopus roborovskii (desert hamster), 482 nucleotides. It is a transcript of the gene Kiss1, whose product is annotated as KiSS-1 metastasis suppressor. Lineage: Eukaryota; Metazoa; Chordata; Mammalia; Rodentia; Cricetidae. Gene Ontology annotation, cellular component: neuron projection. The record is from RefSeq and is a predicted model, not a curated record. The transcript is spliced from 2 exons. The coding region runs from base 1 to 408 and encodes 135 amino acids. Gene Ontology annotation, molecular function: kisspeptin receptor binding. Gene Ontology annotation, biological process: G protein-coupled receptor signaling pathway; positive regulation of cytosolic calcium ion concentration.
AUGACUGCAUGGGCGUCUUGGCAGUUGCUGCUUCUCCUCUGUGCCGCCACCUUUGGGGAGCCACUGGUGAAGGUGGCACCUGUGGCGAAGGCAAACCCUGAACCCACAGGACAGCGGCCAGGACCCCAGGAACUCAUCAAUGCCUGGGAAAAGGGCCCUCGGUGCGCAGAGAGGAAACCUGGGGUUGCAGGACUGCGAGCACGUCGGACCUCCCCGUGCCCACCAGUCGAGAGCUCCGCGGGGCGCCAGCGGCCGGUGUGCGCCCCUGGCAGUCGCCUGAUCCCGGCACCCCGCGGAGCGGUGCUGGUGCAGCGGGAGAAGGACCUGUCAGCCUACAACUGGAACUCCUUCGGCCUGCGCUAUGGCAGGCGGCAGGCGGCGCGGGCAGCACGUGCAGCGCAGGGCUGAGUGCAGGGCGGUGGGGGGAUUGCCGCCCCAGUCCACCAGCAUGCAGGGCUGGGGCAGGGGACUUCGGGACUGUG